AUGUCGGGUGCCGUAGGCCGAGAGGCAGUCUUCCCAACUCGUCAGUCCUUGGGAUUGAUGAAGAACAAGCUGAAGGGAGCUGAAGUUGGCCAUAACUUGCUGAAGAGAAAGAGUGAGGCUCUUACAAAACGUUUCCGAGAGAUCACACGCCGUAUCGAUGCUGCAAAGCAGAAGAUGGGCCGUGUCAUGCAAAUUGCGGCAUUCUCGUUAGCUGAAGUCACCUAUGCUGUGGGAGGAGACAUUGGUUAUCAGAUCCAGGAGUCCGCCAAGCAAGCCCGCUUCCGCGUGCGAUCUAAACAAGAGAACGUCUCCGGUGUUCUUUUGCCCUCAUUUGAAAGCUACACACAGGACGGGGUCAAUGACUUUGGUUUGACAGGUCUAGGCAAAGGAGGACAGCAGAUCCAACGCUGUCGGGAAACAUAUGCACGGGCUGUGGAGACACUGGUGGAACUUGCAAGUCUACAGACUGCUUUCCUGACACUGGACGAAGUCAUCAAGGUCGUCAACCGAAGAGUGAACGCUAUUGAACAUGUCAUCAUCCCUCGAACUGAGAAUACUAUCAAAUACAUUAACUCCGAACUCGAUGAGCUUGAUCGCGAAGAGUUCUACCGCCUCAAGAAGGUCUCCGCCAAGAAGAAGAGAGACGUUGCUGCUGCAGACGCAGAGAUACUUGCAGCUCGCCAAAAGGCGGCCGAGGAAUCAGCAGCAAACCCGCAGGCAGCAGCAGCUACACCCGCCAAAGAGGAAGAGUCGGCAGACGUUCUCGGCGAGAACGAAGACAACGAUGUCAUCUUCUAG
Molecule: messenger RNA, 798 nt
Organism: Penicillium brevicompactum
Lineage: Eukaryota; Fungi; Ascomycota; Eurotiomycetes; Eurotiales; Aspergillaceae
Product: H(+)-transporting V1 sector ATPase subunit D
Exons: 8
Coding region: 1-798 (265 amino acids)
Biological process (GO): vacuolar acidification
Cellular component (GO): vacuolar proton-transporting V-type ATPase complex; fungal-type vacuole membrane
Molecular function (GO): proton-transporting ATPase activity, rotational mechanism
Source: RefSeq, a predicted model, not a curated record